This is a messenger RNA of Entamoeba invadens IP1, 1372 nucleotides long. RefSeq lists its product as hypothetical. The record is from RefSeq and is a predicted model, not a curated record. The annotation marks the transcript as partial. NCBI's taxonomy places the organism in Eukaryota, Evosea, Mastigamoebida, Endamoebidae. The transcript has a single exon.
AUGUGUAACAAUUGUACAACCGACAAUGAAGGAAGUUUGUUAUGUUCAUUUAAAACCACUGAGAAGUGUGAUAAGACGUAUUAUGUGAAAGAAGAUGGCAGUGUUUGUGUCAAAAAUGUGUGUUCAGAAGGAAUAAAUAACGAAGAAAAUGGGAAGUGUGCACCACAAAUAGACAACUGUGUAAAGUAUGUGAAUGGCAAGUGUGUCGAAUGUUCUUUGGAUUACUCAUAUGAUGGCAAUAUGAGUUGUGUUGAGCCAUCAACAGUUGAUGUGAACUGUAAAACGGCAACUCCGAGUGGGUGUAUCAGAUGUGAUGGAAAUACCUUCUUAAAUGUAAUGACACACAAAUGUGAGGCGUGCAACUCAACUUGUGAAAGUUGUUUGGAUUUGACAAUGUGCCUAUCAUGUGUAGAUGGUUUCUUUUUGAGUGACCACAUCUGCAAAUCCAAUGACGCGUUGAAUGACACUUGUGCACGAAAAGUACCAAAUGGGAACGGCUGUUUGGUUUGCAAAGUUGGGUAUUAUAAGAAGGGAGCAGAUUGUGUGCUGUGUGAUGUCAAGUGUGGUGAGUGUAUGACAGAGAACUCGUGUAUUAAAUGUAAUGCAACAAACUACAAAACGAGUAAUGGCGAUUGUCUUCCGCGCUCUUCGAUAACGACGUGUGCAGUUGAAGUGACUGAAAGUGGCUGUUCGACGUGUAAAAACGGGUAUUACACAGUCAAUGGAAAUGAGUGUCAGAAGUGUGUUGAAGGGUGUGCAAAGUGUUCAGAACAAUAUCAGUGCACAUCAUGUGAUGACACAUAUGUGCUCAAAAACACCAGUUGUGUGAGUUAUGCCAACAUCACAAAGUGCACAAAAACAAAAGACUCAAAAUGUUCAUCAUGUACAUUUUGGUAUUCACCAAGUGACGAUGGCACAUUUUGUUCAAAGAAGGCAGUGUGGUGGGUGAUACUUCUAAUAAUUGUUAUUGUCAUUUCAAUUCCUGUGUUGGUCAUAGUGUUGGUCUUAUUUGUUAUGGUUAAAGUCAUAAAGCACAAAAGAGAUUCCAAAAAAAUCACACUCUUUAAAUUGGAGCACACCAACAUGAAAUUUGUCGAAAUGGCAGAUGGUUUGAUAAUUCACACCAAAAACGAAGACUUUUUGAUCACCGACGAUGACUGUGACGAAAACGAAAUUGAUGUUAACAAACAAAUCAAGAAUCUGUUUUCUAUUGGAAACACAACAAACUAUAAAGUCAAGAUUCAGUUCACUUCUAAAACAAAUGAGAAGUACUAUAUUUCAUUUAACCCACAGAUAAUUACAAUUCCUCCAAAUUAUGGGUGCGAGUUCAGUCUUUUUUUGACGCCACUGUGCAACUCGACUAUGGAAAGCA